AUGGGGCGACUUCGAAACCUGUCUCAGAGCUUCAAGGCCGCUGCCUUCCCUUCGAGUUCCAAUAAUGCGUCGAACCAGUCCCUUUCCAGGGCCUCGCCUAAUGGCCAGACUCAAAUAGUCGACAAAGAGGCAUCUUCUCCAUUGCCCAAUUCACCCGUUGCGCCCUUCGCCGAUACUCCUCCGCCCAACCCUGCGCCCAACCGACCAGCCUCUCGUCCCGCAUCCAUGGUGUACACGAGUCCGUCCAUGGACUUUGGCAAGGAGAACCACAUUGAAGAGCUGGCGCCGGUGUUCAGUUUCCUCUCGAGUCACGCCAACAAACUGUAUCAAGAAGGCUACUUUCUGAAACUGAACGAUCUUGAUACACAUGGACGGCCAUACCCUGACCGGAAUUGGGUCGAAUGCUUUGCUCAAUUGGUAGGAACGGUGCUCUCGCUUUGGGAUGCUGCUGCACUCGAUGCCGCCGGACAGGAUGGAGAAGUAGCCCCCACGUUCAUCAACCUGGCAGACGCUUCGAUCAAAAUGGUAGGCCGUUUUGCCCCGUCACGAAUGAUUGAGGAGUUUGUUCUGAACCACCAUGUGCAGAUCGAGACGCUUCCAACACGAAACCCGGAUGUCCAGCCCCUACAAAACGUUCUUUCAGUUUCCACCGCGGGCAAAAAUCGCUAUCUGUUACACUUUAAUUCCUUGCAUUCGUUGACACAAUGGACGGCCGGCAUCCGGUUAGCGAUGUUCGAACACGCAUCCUUGCAGGAGUUGUACACGGGCUCAUUGAUUGCCGGAAAGGGCAAGUAUCUGAACAACAUCCGAACGAUCAUGGAGAGGACCAAGUUUAAAACGGAAGAUUGGGCGCGUGUCCGCUUUGGCGCUGGGACGCCCUGGAGACGCUGCUGGUGCGUCAUCGAGCCGCCGGACGAGAAAGAAUGGCAGAAGUCCAACAAGUCAUUGAAGAAGAAAUCGGCGUACGAAAAGCCCUCGUUGCCCAAAGGCGACAUUAAGUUCUACGACACCAAGAAAACCAAAAAGACGACCCCUAUCGCAACCAUCACCGACGCGUAUUCAGCAUAUGCCAUAUAUCCCCAGUCGAAACCUUUAAUUGAUCAGUCGACGCUCGUCAAGGUGGAAGGCAGAAUCACCAUUCAUUCGAAACCGGAGUCUAAGACUGAAGGGUUUGUCUUCGUGAUGCCCGAGCUGCACCCGGCCGUUUCCGGGUUUGAGAUGAUGCUACGCUGGCUCUUCCCUGUUUUCGACGUCUUCCACCUGUACGGACGUCCUCAGCGCUUGAUUGCGGACACGUGGGACACCCGCGGCCUCAUGUUUGCUAUGCCAAAGGAGCGCCGAUACGGGUACCUGGACAUCAUAGACGUUGCAGCACUAAUUCAUACACCAGGCAGUGACAAGUGGAGCGAGCGCGAGUGGCGGAAACAAAUGAAGGAUAUGACUUCGAAGAGAAUGGCUAUGACGGCGCAGAGUCGGUCAAGCAGCACUUUGGAAGGACAGAGGAGAAACCGAACGCUCUCGGAGUCCCGCCAGGGUGUGCACUACGACGACGCAGCCUCUGUCCGCUCAACACCUUCCAGACAUCAGUAUAACCAGUCUACUGAUGCCGUCUUUGCUUCGCCCAAGAAGGCUGCCACGACGCCCCUCAACGCUGGAUACCUUGCUCCUCCCCAGAACCAACAACAUUCAAGGUCUGUAUCGGAGUCGGUGGCCUAUGUGUCCCCUACAAAGGCACGCCAGCAACGGGACAACUACAACCCCUCUCGAUUGUCCAGUGAGUACACUGACAUGGAGCCAAUCCAACCUCCGCCUGCGCCUCCAGCGUACCGGUACCAGAACAAGAACGUGGCUGCCACUACUGAACUAGAAGCAUCCGAUAGCAGGUACAGCUCCGACAGUGAGGGUCAAUCACCGCACACGCACCCAGAAGAUAUUCAGGAGGACGUGCGAGGGUCGACGCCGCCAGCACCGGUGGCCGCACCUCCGCACUUCCAACAUCAGGCUGGGCAAGUGCCUCAGAAACGACCAGAGGUGAGACCGGAUCUAAGGCGGGAGAAGAGUCGCAUGUCAAAUGCAACACUGUCUCAGAUGGCGGAUGUGAACAAGAUGGUAAGCGGUGCCGGUGGGGCGGCGGGGCAGGCCGCCGUGAUGGCGUGGAACAACGGGAGGCCGGAUGACAAGGAAGAUCAGGGGCUUCGAGGGGUAAAUACUGAGACCCCUCACGACGAAAGAGAAAUGUCUGCUAAUCAACAUCCCCCUGAAGCGGUGGCAGCGGUAGCAGAUGGUGCUUAUACAGACAGCCCUGCUGAUCUCAGACCAGAAUAUGCCCGACUGCCCAGUAAUAGUGAAUCCGUGAUCGCUCGGAAACCGAUUCAUCGAAAGCCUGUGCCGGCGUCCACCACCUCCCUUCCGCUUCCCAUCCAGCAUUCCCAACCCCCGGACGACAUGUCUCCAUAUUCCGCCUCUAAUUACGACAACGAAUCAUCCGGCACUCCCGACUACGACAGCCUUCCUGAGGAAGCCGCAUCAGACAUUCGGCCCCGAAAAACGCGGACUGGCGUGCUCAAGACCGUGGGAGAUCCCAGCUUGAGAGAUUACCACCAAGUAUCCCGAUCAUCCCUGCAAGUCGAUAUACCAGAGAUCAACUUCGGCACGACUGUCGUGCCGAGCCUAACACCAGGCCAGAGUCGUCCUCCGACCGCAAGUGGGAUACAUGGCCGCCAGUCACCUCUCGACCACCCGGCCACAGCUCCUGCGACGCCUGGUGGAACUCCGCCGUCACGGCCGCCUUUGGACGAAAGAGCAUCCCUAGGGCGGCAGACUCCCAGCGACGAGCGGAGGCUGUCCUAUGUUGAUAGGAUCAGCCCACAGCCCAAUCAUGCUCGCUCUCGAAGUUAUGCUUGGCAACCCGCAGCCAUGACCGGCCGACAAAGCCCCAGUAGAGUCUUAACGGCUGAGGAGUUUGUCCAGCAACGCGCUGCGGCGGCGCGGCUGCCCCAGGGAUAUGUCCCACGUCGAAGCUUUUCUUCAGGCCAAGUUGAACGGUCUCCGAGCAAACUACAGAAGAAGAGGGAAUCCAUCGUCCGACCCAGUUCCCGGAACUCGCUGCUGCUGGAUUAUUCUAGCCAUCUGUCGGCGCGAGAACAAGAGCAUGUGGCACGAAUGACGGGCGGCCCUUUGAUCCAGGUGGGCGAGCGGAGCCGAACUCCAGAUCCUUCGGUCGGCCUGAUUGGCGCGAUACAAGCACGGGAACAGGAAAAGAAGAACAUAAAAGACGGGGUGGCGGGUCAUAUGGUUCAGGAGGCGAUUGCACAGAGACAAGCUGCCGAACGCACGUACGGAUACCAGCAAUAUCCUGGAUAUCAAUCCGUGGAUCCGCGGCAGUCUGGUCAAUGGACAACCCCUCCGCCAUCGGUUUACUGGGGCGGCGCAUUUCCAGCUGCCGGUCCGACUCCCAUGUCGAAUGUUCAAGGGCCUCAGCAACAUCCACAACAACAGCAGCAGCCCAAUGCGGGAUAUAACCCUGCAUAUGGUGGACCGUACAGGCCACCUCAAGGAGGCUACGUGACGAGGUAA
Exophiala dermatitidis NIH/UT8656 is the source of this 3576-nucleotide messenger RNA. RefSeq lists its product as uncharacterized. The record is from RefSeq and is a predicted model, not a curated record. Lineage: Eukaryota; Fungi; Ascomycota; Eurotiomycetes; Chaetothyriales; Herpotrichiellaceae. The transcript is spliced from 4 exons. The coding region runs from base 1 to 3576 and encodes 1191 amino acids.